AUGACUUUCCCUUUUUGUUCCUGGGUGACAUUAAUAAUAGUUGUGAAUGUUGAAACAAAGUCAUGUGCUUGGUUGAACAACAACGAUUUCAUUUCACAAGCUUCUUCUAUAAGAAGAUUCUUUUUUUCGGCUGAGUUACAUAAGAUAAGGGAAAAUGAAAUUCAGCAUUGGAGAUUGGACGAGAGAAGCAAUAGUCAAUAUAAUAUAUUUAAUUUUGGAGCAGAAUAA
Messenger RNA from Clunio marinus, 228 nucleotides. Lineage: Eukaryota; Metazoa; Arthropoda; Insecta; Diptera; Chironomidae. The record is from the annotation of a GenBank genome assembly.